This is a messenger RNA of Saccharomycopsis crataegensis, 2850 nucleotides long. RefSeq names its product MCM DNA helicase complex subunit MCM6 (gene MCM6). Gene Ontology annotation, biological process: double-strand break repair via break-induced replication; mitotic DNA replication; DNA replication initiation. The coding region runs from base 1 to 2850 and encodes 949 amino acids. The transcript has a single exon. Lineage: Eukaryota; Fungi; Ascomycota; Saccharomycetes; Ascoideales; Saccharomycopsidaceae. Gene Ontology annotation, cellular component: MCM complex; nucleus. The record is from RefSeq and is a predicted model, not a curated record. Gene Ontology annotation, molecular function: single-stranded 3'-5' DNA helicase activity; single-stranded DNA binding; ATP binding.
AUGUCGACUUUCAGCUCACAGCCUGAUGUUCCUUCUGAUAGAUUCAUAUCGAGUAAUCCUCCAUCAUCCCUGAGAUUCCAAAGUAACAAUAUCCCCUCCAGUGAUGCUGGUAGAGGCCCUUUAGAUCCCAGUCAAACCACAAAUGCACAAGAUGAUGAUUCCAGACCAGUAGAAUCGCUUAGAAGAAGAAACAACGAAAUAAUUGAAAGAGUUCUUGAUGUCACUGGUGACAAAGUACGGGAAGCCUUUGAGCAUUUUCUCCAAGAAUUCACUGAAGAAUUAAGUAGCCACCCAGCCCAGGAUCAACAACAACAACUCUUCGAAGGCAGACCAUAUCUAGCCCAAUUGGAAGCCAUGAGAAUAUAUGAACUAAACACAAUCUAUAUCAACUAUAAGCACCUACUAACCAGAGAAAAUGGGGUUUUGGCUUCGGCAAUCACUGAGCAAUAUUAUAGAUUCUUACCAUUUUUGCAAAGCGGUUUGAAACGAGUCAUCAAAAAGUAUGUUCCAGAUUUAUUAAAAAGUGGGGCAAUUAACAACCCUAAUUCUAAUACUCAAGCUGAUACCCAAGCAUCAUCUAGCGGUGCAACCUCCACUUCGAGUGCUUUGGAAAGUAAUGAAAGAAUUUUCCAAAUCAGUAUCUUUAAUCUACCAACGGUUUACAGAAUUAGAGAUAUUAAGUCAGAUAAAAUUGGUUCGUUGAUCUCAAUUUCUGGUACGGUUACCAGAUCAUCGGAAGUUCGUCCCGAAUUGUUCAAAGCCUGUUUCACUUGUGAUUUGUGUCGAGCAGUUGUCGAAAACGUUGAACAAAUUUUCAAGUACACUGAGCCAAGUGCGUGUACCAACCCAAAUUGUGAAAACCAGUCAUACUGGUCGUUAAACGUUCAAAAAUCACACUUUGUUGAUUGGCAAAAAAUCAAAAUUCAAGAAAAUCCAAAUGAAAUCCCUACUGGUUCCAUGCCAAGAACUUUGGACGUUAUCUUAAGAAGUGAAAUGGUUGAAAGAGCUAAACCAGGUGACAAGGUCAAGUUAACUGGUAUGACUAUUGUUGUUCCAGAUGUGAGUCAGUUGGGUUUGCCAGGUAUCAAGCCGAUGUCUAAAAGAGAAUCGGGUCUGGGAAACGAUGCGUUGAAUUCUAGUGUCACUGGUUUAAAAACUUUAGGUGCUAGAGACUUGACUUACAAAAUUGCAUUUUUGGGUAGCCAUGUUACCUCUUUAUCUCUGAGUAAAGUUAAUGACGAUGAGAAUAACGAAAUGAAUUCACAUGCAAAUGGAUCUAAGAUUGACAAUGAAAAACAAGAACAAGAAGAUUACUUGAACAGUUUGACUCAAGAUGAACUUAGGGAACUUCAAAUCAUGGUCCGUGAUGAUCAUAUUUAUGAUAAUUUGGUCAAAUCGAUUGCCCCAGCAGUCUACGGUCACGAAACCGUUAAAAAAGGGGUGCUCUUACAAUUGCUUGGUGGUGUGCAUAAAACUACUGUCGAAGGUAUCAAUUUGAGAGGGGAUAUCAAUGUUUGUGUUGUUGGUGAUCCAUCUACAUCUAAGUCUCAGUUUUUAAAAUAUGUUUCAUCGUUUGCUCCAAGAGCCAUUUACACUUCGGGGAAGGCAUCUUCCGCAGCAGGUUUAACUGCUGCAGUUAUUAAGGAUGAAGAAACUGGGGAAUUUUCCAUUGAAGCUGGUGCAUUGAUGUUGGCGGAUAACGGUAUUUGUUGUAUCGAUGAAUUUGAUAAGAUGGAUGUUGGUGAUCAAGUUGCAAUUCACGAAGCAAUGGAACAACAAACCAUUUCCAUUGCAAAAGCGGGUAUCCAAGCCACUCUUAAUGCCAGAACUUCGAUUUUAGCUGCUGCUAAUCCAAUUGGCGGUAGAUAUAACCGUAAACAGUCUCUUCGUGCCAAUUUGAGUUUGUCAGCGCCAAUCAUGUCAAGAUUCGAUUUAUUCUUUGUGGUUUUGGACGAUUGUAAUGAAAAAAUUGACACUCAGCUAUCAAGCUUCAUUAUUGACUUACAUAAAGGUGGUGACUCUUUCAUUGACUCACCUUACUCCGCGACUCAAGUGGCCCGUUAUAUCAAAUAUGCUAAAACCUUCAAGCCUAAGAUGACCAAGAAGGCUAGACACUGUUUGGUGAAUUAUUACAAAGAUUUAAGAGCUGGCGAUGCCCAAGGGUUUGGAAGAUCAAGUUAUCGGAUCACGGUUCGUCAAUUGGAAUCAAUGAUUCGUUUGUCCGAAGCCAUUGCUAAGGCUAACACAUCCAACGUUAUUGAUGAGGCUGUGGUUACCGAAGCUUAUGAAUUGUUGAAAGAUUCCAUCAUUAAGGUUGAUAAAGACGAUGUGGAAAUUGAAGAAGAUUAUGAAAAUGGUGGAGAUGAACCAAUAAACCAAGUGCCUGAAUCAGAAGACCAAGAUCAAGAAAUGACCUCCAACAACCAACCAACUCAACAACCUGAAGUUCCUGAACACAAGCAAUCUAUUUCUUAUGAUAAAUAUGUGAAGAUGAUGAAUAUGAUUGUAAAGAAGGUUAAUGAUUCGGAAAAAUCUGUUGUUUCAUCAACUUCCGAGGAAUCAACGCCAUCUAUAGGCACUGGUGGUCUUACAGCCAAUCAAAUCAUUGAAUGGUAUUUAAGUGAAAUUGAAGAUGACCUUGAAAGUGAAAAACAAUACUUGCUUGAAGAAAAAUUAUGCAAGAAGGUUUUGAAGCGGUUGGUUAAGGAUAGAAUUCUUAUGGAAGUCAGAAAUACCAGUUCUGACGGAUUCCUGGCUGAAAAUGAUUCAACUGUAGCUUCUGAUGCUAGCAGAGCAGUUUACAUUCUCCAUCCAAAUUGUGCCAUUGCUGAUUUUUUCAGUGAGGAUUGA